Molecule: messenger RNA, 1098 nt
Organism: Gloeophyllum trabeum ATCC 11539
Lineage: Eukaryota; Fungi; Basidiomycota; Agaricomycetes; Gloeophyllales; Gloeophyllaceae
Exons: 4
Coding region: 1-711 (236 amino acids)
Biological process (GO): mRNA cis splicing, via spliceosome
Cellular component (GO): cytosol; spliceosomal complex
Source: RefSeq, a predicted model, not a curated record
AUGCCGCCCAUCACAUCCAUCACCGCCGUCCCCGCCUUCGUCUCCCCCGAGGAACACAAAGCCCUCGUCGAGUCCACCCCCGCCUCCUUCAACGACAUCCCCCCCGUCCUGCGACACAAGCAAGAAAACGUCUCCGUCCGCCUCGACCCCCCGCUCGACGGCUUCGCGACCGCCGCCGACGCCCGCGGCACGCUCUACGUGAUCGAAAGCGUCCUCGUCUUCGUGAACGACGCGGGCCGCGCAUUCCAGGUCGAGUACCCCGCGAUCACGCUGCACGCCAUCUCGCGCGCGGACCCCCGCCCCUCCAUCUACUGCCAGCUGGACGAGAGCGCCCCCCAGGUCGACGGCGAAGGCGCCGCGGGUGGUGAAGGCGCCAUGCGCGAGCUCAGCAUCAUCCCGCAGAGCGCGUCCGCACUCGAGCCGAUCUUCGAAGCGCUCUCCCUCUGCGCCUCGCUCCACCCGGACCCGGACCCGGACGACGACAUGGACGACGACGACGGCGACGCGUUCAUCGAUGCGGCCGAGGAGGGCAACUUUGAGGUGUUCACCGGCGGCGAGGGCGAGGAGCUCAGCGAGGUCGGGAGGGCCGCGUUGGAACAUCUCGAGUCUAUCAUCUAUGAUCCGCACAAUCUGACGAACCAAGCCGAUGGAAUCAACGGUGAUGAUCCUGGAUCGGAGGGCAAGCAGGAAGGCUCGGAGGGGCGUGCGUGAAGCUUUGGCGUAGGCAAAGCAUCCCAAAAAACUGUAUUAUAAUAAUGCUCAGCGUUGCCGUACGCAUGUAGACGCGUGUGCAUCGGAACGUCUCUUCAGUCAUGCUCGGUCUAGGAAUACAGGUUCAGUACGUUGCUCAAAGGCUGCCCAAACGCCAGGUACUACAUCUCGUAGAAAAACAAUACACUACAUCGCGCAGGAGGUCACUCAUUUACCCUGAAACCCAUCCAACACCCACGAGCCCUCCAUCGCCGGGCUCGCGCUCCUCUCCUUCCCCUUCGCCCCCUCGGGCCUCACAUCCGCCGACAGCAUCGCCUUGGGCUGCACCCCCGGCAGCGGGCCCCAGUCAAACUUCACCGGCGGGGACGCGCUCGCAGCCGGCGCGGG